Molecule: messenger RNA, 665 nt
Organism: Cricetulus griseus (Chinese hamster)
Lineage: Eukaryota; Metazoa; Chordata; Mammalia; Rodentia; Cricetidae
Source: RefSeq, a predicted model, not a curated record
ACCCCUUUGCUGAUGCAACUAAGGGUGACGACUUACUCCCGGCAGGGACUGAGGACUACAUUCAUAUAAGAAUCCAGCAGCGCAACGGCAGGAAGACGCUGACCACUGUGCAGGGCAUUGCGGACGAUUAUGACAAGAAGAAACUUGUGAAAGCCUUCAAAAAGAAGUUUGCCUGCAAUGGUACUGUGAUCGAACAUCCCGAGUACGGAGAGGUUAUUCAGCUCCAAGGUGACCAAAGGAAGAACAUUUGUCAGUUUCUCUUGGAGGUUGGCAUCGUCAAGGAGGAGCAGCUGAAGGUUCACGGAUUCUAAGAUGAACCCAAACGUGUGGCAAGUUUCUUAAAUGGUUUUGUUCUCUCAACCCAGUUUGGCUGCCUCGGGAGAUGAUUCUCUACAGUAAACGACGGACUUUAUGUUUAUUUAAUCAUUCAGACUUCCACUCACACCUGCAUGGCUACAGAAAACACAGGGUAUGUAGGCUCCUGAGUCAUAAGAAAAUCGCGGUGAGAUGGGAACGAAGCCCGAGUUCGUCCUAACAUGUUUCCAAUGGAAAAGGUUUUGUUUUGAGUGUUUAUUGGUUAGUUUAUUUUCACUUGGUUAUUACAUGUUGUUCUUGUUGUAUUAAAACGUGUAUGUUGCAGCUUAACAAUAAAGAGAGUCUGUGAA